Lytechinus pictus (painted urchin) is the source of this 3852-nucleotide messenger RNA. RefSeq names its product selenoprotein Pb-like. The record is from RefSeq and is a predicted model, not a curated record. Gene Ontology annotation, cellular component: extracellular region. Gene Ontology annotation, molecular function: selenium binding. The transcript has 5 exons. Gene Ontology annotation, biological process: selenium compound metabolic process. NCBI's taxonomy places the organism in Eukaryota, Metazoa, Echinodermata, Echinoidea, Temnopleuroida, Toxopneustidae.
GUAAAUAAUACAAUUGAUUUAUAUCAUUUAAAUAAACAUUAUAUCAUGUAUUUCACCCUCUUAAACGUGCAGUCAAGUACUGAAAAUACUGAAACAUGGUGCCCAAGUACUUCUAGACAUGUUAUCAGCCGAGUAUCAAUAAUCCACGACCUUUAAUCUGGUAAUGCGAUAACCCGACAUCGUUAUACCUGAUUUCAAAGGUUCGCUGUAAACAUUGGUAAAACUUCAGAACAGGUUCCUGUGUCGUAUGAGGUGGGCGGAAAACAAAAUUCUUCUUGGUUUUUGCGGCAAAGAAAUUUAGCGUAUUAUCCCGGUGAUCCCGGACAUCCGUUAUGGGUUACCGGGGCAUCCCGGGCCUCCUGGCUGCUUUUCUCUGCCUCCUGUACCUAGGGGUGGGGUCGGCUAGGGAACCCCCCUUCGGAACUUCAGAGAGGUGCAAUGUGUCCCCUUCCUGGUCCCUCCGACAUGCCAACCAAUGGCGACAGCCCAUGCUGGAAAACCGUGGACAGGUGACGGUGGUGGCGCUGUUAAAAGCCAGCUGAGGUUUCUGCCUGACGCAGGCCUACUAUUUGGAGGACAUGCGCAGGCAGUACAUAUCUCGAUACAACAUAACCGAUAUUAAGUUUAUCGUCAUCAAUGCUGGCGACAUCCGAUCGCGUCUCAACCAUCACACGCUCCGUAGUCUUGGUUCGUACGAUCUCUAUCAGGAUUAUACACCCCUGUCACACUCAGAAACAUCACAGUCACACCCAGGAACACAUCAGGAAGAUAGUGUAUGGAAUCUUCUGAAUGGAGAUAAGGAUGAUUUCUUGAUAUAUGACAGGUGUGGCCAGUUAACCUAUCACAUCCCCUUGCCCUACUCUGCUCUAAGGUAUCCCUUCGUUCAGAUUGCCAUUGAGUCAACCUACACUGGCAGACACCCUUGUAACUGCUCUGCGGAUUACCCAACAACCACAGUAACACCUAGUACAGAACAGACUAAAACGACAUCUCCUGUCUGACGCGAAGAAGAGCUUAUAGCAUGCCGAGAGAGACAGCAACUGAUGGAGCAGGAAGAAGGCGUCACCAACGAAAGACAGAGGUGAUGCUGAUGCUGAUCGGGAGAGGUGCGCCUGGUUUCAUGACGUCCUCUCACUGGGGUAUCAUCCCAGCUGAAUCGGAUCCGUGGAUCUAGGUGAUGCUGACCUAACCAGCAAAGCGACGUAGCCGCUUCCUCCACUUCCGCCGCUCCCUCGCCGUCCAGCCCCAGUUCAACCGCAUCCCCUCAGCAAUGACAGCCAUGAGAACCAUCGACAACGUCCUCUUGACGUCAAGGUGAAGGUCAAUUGUGACAGCAGCAGCCCUCAAAGAGCUGACAACCUUGAGACACCGCCACCACAACGUCAUCAUGACGUCAGGGCCAAGGUCAACUGUGACAGCAGCAGCCCUCAAAGAGCUGACAACCUUGAGACACCGCCACCACAACGUCAUCAUGACGUCAGGGUCAAGGUCAACUGUGACAGCAGCAGCCCUCAAAGAGCUGACAACCUUGAGACACCACCAGCACAACGUCAGAAUGACGUCAGGGUCAACUCUGAAAAGGCCGAAGCUCAUGUCGUCAAUGACAAUGAUAAACUGUCUGUUGAUUUAAAGGACCACAGUAAUUUCAGUUUCGAAACAAAAAUCUUUCAAAAAUUUAUAAAUAUUUUUACAAAGAAUUUCCAUGUACAAAAGAGAAGCGAAUGAUAUUUUAUAUUAAUUUCUAUUUCCGGCUGCCUAAUUUUCAUAAUGUAAGGUGUUUUGAAAUUUUAAGGAGCAGCAAAAAUUAUAUAAACGUCAAAAAUAUUUUGAAAGUAACAUAAACGUAUUGAUUAAAAAAAGAUAAAAUUAAUUAUUUUUUAGCUUGGUCCAUUCAAUUACCAGCGACCCCAAAACCUUUUCUCGCGCAAUAUUUGAUUGCAUAUCCCUAGCCAUUCAUGAAGGUACGCAGAUAAACCGAAAGGCUCUGUUACCAGAUUCUUUAUAGUGCUAGAAGGGCAUGCACUCCAAUAUUCGCCUUACUUUCUUCUGAAAGGAUUAUUAUACGUAUGAAAACUAGUUAGCUUCUUAUUAUGCAUCACUCAUUAAUGAUUUACAUGUAACCUUAUGUAAUUAAUUUGCCAAAGAAGUAUAAUCCCAGACAACUGUCGUCUUCUCUCUCUCUUCCUCUCUCUCUUUCACGUGCUGCCUCUUUACAAAUACUUCUUUCCAAGACCCAGGUUAUUCUUUUAAAAGGUGAGUGCAAAAAGGUUAUUCUUUUAAAAGAUGAGUGCAUUUUGUGAGUGCAAAAUAAUAUUUAAUUCAAACUGGUUAAAUAAUUAUAAUUCAUGUUUUGGUCAGUAUUAUUUACGUCGAAUUGUCAUAUGUGCUUUUAAAGCAUAUUCAAUUUCUAUGCAAUUAUGGUUUUACCACCAGAUAUAAGUGUGUCAUGUUUAUUUCAAUGAAAUUUAGACUCAUCUCGUCUACUGGUUAUGAUUUAUGAUAUUCCAUAGAAUGUAAAGAUUUCAUUCUCAAGAAUUUAUUUAUUUAUUUCUGAUAUAAAAUAAAGAUUAGGAUAUAAUUGUCAGUGUUAUAGAAUAGUUUACACUUUGUCUGUAUUUCCGAUGUCCCAUUUAGAAAAAUCAGAAUCUGUGUUUUAUUUUGUCGCUAGUUUUGUUCGUUUUAGACAUUUUCAUUGGGUGCUUUGGGUCUGUCUAUCUUUCCGUGUAAACAAAAAUUAAGUGUUUAUGGUCUAAAGUAAGAGGAAGAUUAAGAGUAAGAGCAAGAGCAGUAACACAGAGUCUUUAUAUGGAUGGGAUAUUUCCCUUCAAAUACAGCUGUGAUUUUUUUUUAAAUGGGAUAUUAUCUUCCUAACAAAAUGGAAGAAUAUAGACCUGGGUGGAGAGAGGUAAUGCAGAUAAACUUAAUUCUUAACCCAACAGCAAAAAACGGGAUGAAAUUCCCUCAAACGAAGAUGAAGGCUUUGAACUUUGUAUCCACUUAUUCAAGUCAGGAAGUGCUUUUAAGGGGAAGUCCAACUAGAUUAAAAAAUGCUCUUAAAACUGAUAGAAUGUGGGAUUAACUAGUCUAUUGAAAUGUUAAAUUAUGAUUAAAAAUAGGAAAUUUAUUUAUUUUGAAGGUGUGACUCAUAAACUUAAAUAAAAUCAAGACUAUAUCUUUUUUAUUUUUAAUCAACAUUUACUCUAAAUUUCACGUGUCCCUCUUAAUUAGUGUUUUUUUAUUCCUGGUAGUCUUAAAAAAAAACCCAUGAUAUUCUGUUCUUCUUUUCAACUUCUUUCUUAUUCUCUUUUCACAUUCCCGUCUUCUUCAUUUUAAUUUAUGGUCAUAAACUGUAGGUAGAUUUAGCAAAUAAAGUUGUUCUUUCUACUUUUUCCUUUUUGUGUUGUUUUCACCAUGUUAACAUUCAUGCAUUUUCUUCUUUUUCAAUUUCUGUCAGUAACUUGUUAAAUGAAAGUGCAUAGAUUUAGCAAAUUAGUUAUAGCUAAGAAAAUAGUCUUCAUUUUUUCUGUAAUGUACAAUUUUCUCUUCUUCCAUUUUGUUCUUUCUUUAAUUUCCCUUUUUGUAAAUUGUGUGCUUGUAAAGAUUAUAGGGAUUAGCUGUAACAAUAUUAAUAAUAUUUUGUGCGUUGUAUGUACUCGUAUAAAUCGAACCCAAGACUUUCUCUCUUUUCAAAAUCGUGUAUUCAUGACAAACAUUUGAUAACCCACGCUUGCGUGGAUCAAAAGUAUUCGAAAAAAAUAACACAUUUAUGGAAAGGAGAGAAAAGAUUGGUGGAUUUGGGAGUAUUUUUUGUCUGAAAUGAAUGUAUUGAAUAAAAAUAAGACAUUAAAUUGA